CAUCAGCUCUGGGUGACUCGACAGAAAGACUCCGAGCAGACGGCCUCGUCGGUGUUCAACGGAAUCGACCUCGUCGACCCGGUCGUCAACUUCACCACUUUCAGUGCCGACAACGAGAACAUCGUAGACCAGGUAAGUGGUGCUUCUUCCUCGCCCUACUCCACUCGGCCAUGAACUUGCAGCCACACAACUUCAUGCUUGUUGCGCGUACGUCCAUUUCGAGUGAAGCGAUUCCAACGUCGCUUCCACCAGAAGAUAACGGCCCAUUCCUCUCGACCGGCCGUAGUAUUGCACACCAAUUUACACGUAUCCGAUUAUGCGGUUGUUUGCUUACAAAUUAUGUUUUUAGCAAAUUAUAUGAUUGUUUUUAA
Messenger RNA from Protopolystoma xenopodis, 371 nucleotides. The record is from the annotation of a GenBank genome assembly. NCBI's taxonomy places the organism in Eukaryota, Metazoa, Platyhelminthes, Monogenea, Polystomatidea, Polystomatidae.